Molecule: messenger RNA, 1434 nt
Organism: Melampsora larici-populina 98AG31
Lineage: Eukaryota; Fungi; Basidiomycota; Pucciniomycetes; Pucciniales; Melampsoraceae
Exons: 11
Coding region: 1-1434 (477 amino acids)
Biological process (GO): post-transcriptional tethering of RNA polymerase II gene DNA at nuclear periphery; poly(A)+ mRNA export from nucleus; transcription elongation by RNA polymerase II
Cellular component (GO): transcription export complex 2
Molecular function (GO): double-stranded DNA binding; RNA binding
Source: RefSeq, a predicted model, not a curated record
AUGGCUAACGAAUCGAUCGAUCAACUCAUCUAUCGUUUUGUCCAAUCGCUUCUUCAACAGCAAACAUCAAUUGGCGAACUGAUUAGACCACUUGACCAAAACCUUCUUCGAUCACUCAAACCACUUCUCUCAGUACGCGCUCCUGCUCAUCAUUUGACUUUAUCGCCCUUCAUUUGUAUCUCGCAGAGUCGAACCUCGGAACAAAGGGAAACUAUCAUUGAGAGACAAUUAGGAUCAGAUCGUACAUUAUUUGACUUUCUGAAAAAUUAUCUGGAUUACGUAGCCAAUGUCGAGCUCGUCAAUGGAAAGGAAUCGCCCAAUGGUCCUAAUCAACAUGAUCUCAAUUUUGAAUUGCUCCUUAAUGUUUAUAACCCUGCCUCCAAUAUUUUCCGUCGAUCGGAUGCUGUGUUCUUCACAUCAUCCAUCCAACACCUUUCUCAUGCCUUAGUUCAUCUUGCCAUCACAGCAGACAAGUCAAGGCAGUCCAACAAAAACGAAAAAGCUAGCGAAGCUGCUCGUCAAAUGACUACCACACUUGGAAUUUCUUGCAUCGAUAGAUCUGUCGACGAACCUAGCAAACGAAGGGCAGCGUUCAGUCUUGCUAAUGGCCUAUUCAAGAUCUAUUUCUUUUUGAACAAUAUGAGGUUGUGUGACACAGUCAUCAAGAAUACCUCAAAUGUAAUUCAUCAACUCGAGACACAUUAUCCCAAAUCUGAACUCGUCACGUUUUACUACUAUCUUGGUCGUCUAUCUCUGUAUCAACGAAGGCUCCAUCAGGCUCGGAAUUCACUACAAACCGCAUUUGACCUAUGUUUGAGCAAGAGUUGGAAGAAUCCAGCUUCUUUACCCUUGGGAAUCCUACCUGCUCAAGGGCUUCUAAACCACUUCUCGCUUCAAGAUUCACUUGGACCAGUGGUUCAGGCAGUGCGGACGGGCGAUUGGCCAAUGUUAGCUGAUGCAUUGGAUAAAAAUAUGGAAUGGUUCCGCUCAAAAGGAAUUUAUCUCUUGAUGAGAGAAAAGUUGGAGGUGAUAUGUUGGCGAAACUUCUUUGUGAUUGCCGCUGGACUUCAGCAUGGAAAGCGAGGAAUGAGGCUCAGCCUGACCAGCUGUGUAGAGGUUGCCAGGAGGGUUUUUAUGGAAGAAACAAUUGAUGAACAGGAUAUUGAAUGUAUGGCUUGUAGCCUGAUUGACCAAGGGUACUUGAAAGCCUAUGUAAAGCUCGGGGAGAUGAUUGUCUUUGGAGCAACAUUACCAAAAAUUGAGAGUGUUGGACAUCAUUUGUCAGAUGGAAUACAAUCUCGACCGAAGCAUGCGACCCCAGGGAUCAAUAGUUCUCCAAUGAGUCAACAAAACAGUGUAGAGAUGCCUAACAAGCCGAAGAUUGGUUUCCCGAUUAAGGGUACGGGUAAGCCCAAGGGCAAGAACCGAUUUUGA